This is a messenger RNA of Lentinula edodes (shiitake mushroom), 1333 nucleotides long. RefSeq lists its product as uncharacterized. The coding region runs from base 41 to 919 and encodes 292 amino acids. The transcript has 4 exons. The record is from RefSeq and is a predicted model, not a curated record. Lineage: Eukaryota; Fungi; Basidiomycota; Agaricomycetes; Agaricales; Omphalotaceae.
AGAGAAACCCGGAAAAACCGACGGUGGGUGCAUCAGUCUAAUGUCUCUACAUAGCAGCAUCUCAGCCCAGCUCAGCCCUUUGGCAGGCUAUAACGACGCAAUUCGAAACCAGAAAUUCUUCGUGUCAUCAUUCAUAUUAAUCCCCCGCGUACACUCACUCACCAAGUACACAACGCUGGUUCGUUGUAUCAAUCUGUACCUCCCUCUCUUAUCGCUUUCUCUUCAGUUUGGUGUCAUCAUGGUCACUCUACUGCAAACUCUCGCAUUUCGACUCACUGUCCUCGUCAUUCUUUCAAGUGUUCUUGGGAUUAUAGCUACACCCCUGCCGAUGUUCGAGGCUCUGAAUGAUACGGCAGGCCUUCUCGAACGUCGCAGUCACGCCAUCCCUGUAGCAGUAAAGCUCUACCUCAAACGCGGACAUUAUCAACCCGACGGGACAUUCCUCGGUUUCAGUACUGGACCAGCCAUUCCAACACUGCAUCGCGAUGAUGAGUUCCUCAUGCUCUUUAGCCAAGAGACUGGAGAGCGCUGGGGCUUAAGAGCCAUUCAGAGGCAUCAAGAUGAAGGAGACCAAGUGUUACAAUGGAAGCUUGAACCCGUUCGUCGAACCCAACAUUCAACUUCUGACCUCUUUCUGGGAACGUUGAAUUUCCCAUCAAAAAAAGCGAAAGGGACCGUCUUAGGCAACUCAGGCCCAAGAAAGGGAAAAAUAGGAGGAAUGUACCGUGGGAUAUAUCCUGGUUCAAAUGCACUCCAGGUGUACAAUCAGAUCAUCCAACUUCGGUUAAUCGAGUAUCCAACGUAUUUUGUGUACAAGCCAGAUCCUCGGAAUCCUUCCGUUUGGGAGGAUCUCUAUACAGCUGUGAUGGAACCAGCUGAGUAUACGGGGACAUCAUGGAAUGUGAAGGAGCUGCUUUAACAGAGUACGAGAUAGACCCAAAGCGACUUGAAAAUCUGUUGUAACUACUUAUCACUGACUAUAUUACUACAUAUAACCAUCUGUCGGUCUUUGUUUUGUGGACAUGGCUCCCCGCCGAGCCAAGCGACGACGAAGACUCAUGAGCGUAAUAUCAUACGCUACAGGCGACAAGAUCAAAACCAUGGACUCAUCAGUCUACAAAUUGGCUCUAUGUUCCCUAGCUUUCUCUCUAUGACUCUAUGUUCUCUCCACCCAUUAUCAUUCCCAUCUUCUUAUACUUACUUUUCAGCCACUCAUAUCUGUUGUCCAGACUUUUUGACCAUUACAACCAACGAACACAGUUUACACAAUACAUAUUCAAAAUACACGAUACUUGGUGUUACCUGUACAUGUACUUAGUACAUAGUUUCCCCC